This is a messenger RNA of Guillardia theta CCMP2712, 666 nucleotides long. RefSeq lists its product as hypothetical. Lineage: Eukaryota; Cryptophyceae; Pyrenomonadales; Geminigeraceae. The record is from RefSeq and is a predicted model, not a curated record. The coding region runs from base 1 to 504 and encodes 167 amino acids. The transcript is spliced from 4 exons.
AUGCACUUGAGUCCUCCUGGCAUUGCGGCUGCGUACGUCCUGGCGUCCAACUCGAGGAUAGGAGAAAGACAUCCUUUCGGGAUCAGCCAUGGCCGAGGAGCAUCGCGUUUGGCAUUUGCGAUCCCUGAUGUGAACUGGUAUGACGCGGACGCGAUCGGGUGGGCAGGAUCAUCGCCAAAGAUUGAGGAGGGUCAGGGACACGGUCUUUUCGAGCAGAUAUUUGUGGAUGGGGCGGAGAACUUCUUGACAUGGUAUGCAUUGUGCAUAAGCAUGCGGUCAACCCUCCCCAUCUUCAACGGGUUCCUCUUCCCGGAAGCUCCCGCUCUCGUGCGGGAACGCGUCUACCCCUUCAUCGUCUUCAUAUCCGAGCCCUUCCUGCGAGGCUGGCGGAAUGCUUUUCCAUAUGUUCUCAAUGGUUUCGACUUGUCGGUAUUUCCUGCAUUCUGCGGCGUACGCCAUAGGAGCACAACAACCUGCCAGGAGGCCUCCAAAAAGGCUUCUUGACAACCACCCGACGUUGAGGAGGUUGGCAGUGGGUUGGGGAAGUGAGCAAGUCUUUCACGAUGGGCGAAUCUGGCAGCUGAAGAGAUAAUAAUCCGAGCCAGGGCGACGCUUUUCACGAAACCUCUUCCUCUCUUAUUCAUUGCAACACAACAAAUGUUAGAU